Gekko japonicus is the source of this 960-nucleotide messenger RNA. RefSeq names its product olfactory receptor 13H1-like. Gene Ontology annotation, molecular function: olfactory receptor activity; G protein-coupled receptor activity. The transcript has a single exon. Gene Ontology annotation, cellular component: membrane. Gene Ontology annotation, biological process: G protein-coupled receptor signaling pathway. Bases 1 to 960 code for a protein of 319 amino acids. The record is from RefSeq and is a predicted model, not a curated record. NCBI's taxonomy places the organism in Eukaryota, Metazoa, Chordata, Lepidosauria, Squamata, Gekkonidae.
AUGACACGGGCUUUCUCUACUUUUUCAGGCAACAUGGAAGAUACGGAAAAUGGAACUGAAAUAACUGAAGUUGUGCUUCUGGGUUUAUCCAGCCAUCCCCAAGUACGGACUGCACUGUUCUUUAUCUUCCUGGCUAUGUACUUGGUCACUGUGGGUGGGAAUGGCCUCAUCGUUACGCUGAUUCUGACCGAUUCUCACCUCCACACACCCAUGUAUUUCUUCCUUAGCAACCUUUCCUUCAUUGACGUCUGCUACGUCACCACUUCCGUCCCUCAGAUGCUGGCGCACUGCUUUACAGACAGACCCACCGUCUCUCUAGGCCGAUGUUUAGCCCAGAUGGGCAUCGCUCUCUUCCUGGCAGUAGCAGAAUGUCUUCUGCUCGCCAUUAUGGCAUACGAUCGAUACGUAGCAAUUUGCAGCCCCCUGCGGUACAGUGUAAUCAUGAACCGGAAGGUGUGCAUCCUGCUGGCAACUGGCUUGUGGGUCUCCUCCUUCUUCUUGUCCAUUGUCCCAGCCUUUGGCAUGCGGGGUCGUUUGUGUGGGAGCAAUGUGGUGAACCAUUUCAAGUGCGAAGUCCAGGCAAUGUUGAAACUGGUGUGCUCAGAUACCCGUGCCAGUGGAUUGGUUAUGAUCAUGAAUAGCAUCUUCACCUUGCUCAUGCCCUUUGCUUUCAUCCUGGUGACAUACGGACGCAUUGGCCUGGCUGUGCUGCGCAUUCGGUCUGACCAUGGAUGGAGUAAGGCCUUGUCAACCUGCGGGUCCCACUUGGUCGUGGUGGGAAUCUUCUACGGCACAACCAUGGCCUUGUACUUGCGGCCUCAGAAGAAGACUUUCACAAAUGGAGAGAAGGUGACGUCGGUGUUCUACGGGGUGGUCAUCCCGAUGCUUAACCCCCUAAUCUACAGCCUGAGGAACAGAGAUGUAAAAGGAGCUCUGUCGAGGGCGCUUUCCAGAAAGUAG